AUGAUGGAAGCAAACGCUGAGGAUGACGGAUACAGCCACCAGCAACAGCAACAAAGAACGCUGGUGAGGCAUGAAGGGAUGCUUCAUCCUGCAUUUCAAAUCUCAGGACUUGAUUCUAGCUACCGCCCAAGAAGCGCCACAAUGCCAAGUGUGCUGGAAUCUGAAGAUCUAACUGUUGCCAGCUACUAUAGUGAUACAGCAGCUGUGACAACAGAGAAACUGGCAAGGAGAAAGAAGAAGUAUAUAGCAUCAGUUCGAGCACGGGGAUUUGUACAGUCUGAACAUUUAGAGAAUGAUGAGGUAGAUUUGGAAGGGAGCAAUGUGCUCCUGGCAGAGAAUUACAUCGAGGCAAAUAGAAUCUCGAAUAACUACAAGUUCGGUCUGAAGAAAUGGAAGAGUCAUGUGACUGCUCGACCCCUAGAAUCACGUUCAGAAAUUGUCCAGGAUCUGUAUUCUGAUAUCAACACAAUGAAAGAGGCCAAAGGUGGUCAAGACAUUGUUGAAAUAUCCACGUGGCACCCUUGCAACAUCCUGUACACGCUGCUGAUUGGCUGGUGGCUAUCUUUGGUCUACGUCAUCGUGGCAGCUUUCAUGGCUCUGACUGUUGUUGGACUUCCCUAUG
Messenger RNA from Candidula unifasciata, 622 nucleotides. The record is from the annotation of a GenBank genome assembly. NCBI's taxonomy places the organism in Eukaryota, Metazoa, Mollusca, Gastropoda, Stylommatophora, Geomitridae.